UGUACAUGUUGAUAUCCGUGUUGCAGCAGGAUAGUCCUCUCCAAACACUUUAUCAAGUUCUACAGUCUGGAUGUGAAGAUGGCUCCCGGCUCCCAGGUUUAAUCUGCUUGAGCGGACUCUUUCCUCGGUCUUCCAGAUGGACCAUCCUGUCGGGGCAAUGCGUGUGUUGGUGACGGGCGGCAGUGGGCUGGUGGGGCGAGCGAUAGAGCGGGUGGUGAAAGAGGAGGGUGGAAGGAGAGAAGGAGAAGAAUGGAUAUUCCUGUCAUCUAAAGAUGCCAAUCUCAUGAGCGCUGAAGAGACGAGAGCAGUUUUCCAGAAACAUCGUCCGACACACGUCAUUCAUUUGGCCGCCUUGGUGGGUGGGCUCUACAAAAACAUGAGACAGAACCUGGACUUCUGGAGGAAUAAUAUAUUUAUCAAUGACAACGUGCUGCAGACGGCUCAUGAGUUCGGGGUGGUGAAGGUCGUUUCUUGCCUGUCCACGUGUAUAUUCCCGGAUAAAACCACCUACCCCAUAGAUGAGACCAUGAUCCACAACGGUCCGCCACACGAGUCUAAUUUCGGUUAUGCCUACGCCAAACGCAUGAUUGAUGUCCACAACAGGUCAUGUUUUGAGAAGUAUGGUCGGAGAUACACCGCCGUUAUACCCACCAAUGUUUUUGGACCACAUGACAACUUCAGCAUUGAGGACGGUCACGUGCUGCCGGGGUUGAUUCACAAGACAUACCUGGCAAAGAAGGAAGGUAAACCUCUGCAGGUCUGGGGUUCAGGUCGCCCUCUACGGCAGUUCAUCUAUUCUCUGGAUCUGGCUCGUCUGUUUCUGUGGGUUUUGAGGGAGUAUGACGAGGUGCAGCCCAUCAUUCUAUCAGUUGGAGAGGAGGAUGAGUUGUCCAUAAAGGACGCUGCAGACACUGUGGUUGAAGCGUUGGGGUUCAAAGGUGACGUGAUUUAUGACACUAGUAAAGCAGAUGGUCAAUUCAAGAAAACCGCCAGUAACGCCAAACUACGCAAAUACCUGCCAGACUUCAAGUUCACACCGUUCAAAGCAGCUAUCAAGGAGACAAGUGAUUGGUUUGUGGCCAAUUAUGACAUCGCCCGUAAAUGAAGAUCUUCACAUCUCAUUGGCUGUGAGGAGUUUGAUCACUGUUCAGUGCUGGAAACCAGUGAUUGAUCAAACCACUUGAACAACCCUUAAUAAUCUAUAUGAAGAAAAAAAUCAUCAAACACUGUCGUCUUAGCUCUCUUGAAGUGUUUCUUAAAGAUAUACAUUUUACAGUUUUGCAGUUACUUAAACAGCAAAAUGCUGCGUUUUCAAAUGUAUUUAUUAAAGUUCCCGUGAAAUCAAAAUUGAAGGUUUUUUGGCUUUUAGUAUGAAUAUGUUUUCCUUAAGAUUAUCUAUAAGCUAGUCUGCUCCAAAACAAUGACAAAAUUCGCAUUUAGAAGUCUCUCACUUCCGCCAAUAUGUAUCAAUGAUUUUGAUGACUUCAGGCUGCACUUCAGCUUCUCAUCAGAUUUUCUGACCAAUCAAAUGCUCUCUAGAAUCCAAAGCGCCCCGCCUCCUGCAUUAUAAAUAGACGCUGAAGCUGCGGCUGAAAUCGGUCACAUUUACUAUUUUCUACAUGGUGAAUGGCACAUAGUGCACUAUAUAGGGGAUAGGGAAUGAUUCAGACGGUGUAAAUAUGCUUUCCAUUGGGGCGAAUGAAGUCUGGUUUCAUGUAGGUGUCACGCGAAUGGGGAAUCUAUUAGAUUGUGACUGUCAAAUGAGGCUUUACCAAACUCAAUGGCUCUGGCCGAGCUGUGAUAUAAACGAAACACUAUUGGCUAUUUUAAAAAAAGGGGAGAAGCUACCCUGUCUUCCUGUUUUAAUGGGAAUUACGUCAACACAUUGAAUAACGCAAGGCACUUAGGUGGUCCUUUAAAUUAAUGGACUGCUUCCUUUCCACAGUACUUCACAAGCUAGUGCUACCGAAAAACUGUUUUCGGUAACUUAAUUGCAUUUCAGUGUCGAAUGAAGUUAAGCUUCCUUUUAAAAUAACUGUUUAUGUAUGCUCAAUAGUUUGUGAUAUAAUUGAAUGAUUACAGCCACUGAUUUGCCAGUGGCCUAUCGUUAGGAUAGGCUCCGAGAAAAUGAGCCAUCGAGUUUGUGUGUUUUUUGUUUGUUUUAAUUAUAUAAGCUACUUUGGUUUUGCUUUGAAGGUCUUUUAAAAUAGGUUCAUUUGAUAAUUUGUAUAAUUGUGCAGUAUCUUUGGUGGCAUAAUAAAGUUUCAGUUGUGAUCUCA
Molecule: messenger RNA, 2279 nt
Organism: Ctenopharyngodon idella (grass carp)
Lineage: Eukaryota; Metazoa; Chordata; Actinopteri; Cypriniformes; Xenocyprididae
Product: GDP-L-fucose synthase-like
Exons: 10
Coding region: 137-1105 (322 amino acids)
Biological process (GO): nucleotide-sugar biosynthetic process
Molecular function (GO): GDP-L-fucose synthase activity
Source: RefSeq, a predicted model, not a curated record